AAUGUCUAUGGCAAUGCACCAUUGUCUAUCUCUCCUUACUAACUGCAAGAGCUUAAGAGCUCUAACUCAAAUCCAUGGCUUCUUUAUCAAAUCCGGCGUCGAUUCCGAUUCUUACUUCACCGGAAAACUUAUCUUACAAUGUGCGGUUUCCAUUCCCGACGCUUUACCUUACGCUCGACGUCUUUUGUUCUGUUUUCCUGAACCCGAUGCGUUCAUGUUCAACACUCUCGUCCGGGGCUACUCCGAAUCCGAUGACCCGGGUAACUCCGUAGCGGUGUUUGUGGAGAUGAUUCGGAAAGGUUUAGUCUUUCCGGAUAGCUUCUCCUUCGCGUUUGUUGUCAAGGCGGUUGCGAAUUUAAGGUGUUUAAGAACUGGGUUUCAGAUGCAUUGUCAAGCUUUGAAGCAUGGCCUUGAUUCGCAUUUGUUCGUUGGUACUACUUUGAUCGGUAUGUAUGGGGAAUGUGGGUGUGUGGAGUUUGCUCGCAAGGUGUUCGACGAAAUGCGUCAACCGAAUUUGGUUGCGUGGAACGCUGUGAUCACUGCCUGUUUCAGGGGGAAUGAUGUUUCCAAAGCCAGGGAAAUCUAUGAUAAGAUGCUGGUAAAGAAUCACACAUCGUGGAACGUGAUGCUUGCUGGGUACACUAAAUCUGGGGAGGUUGAGAGUGCUAAACGGAUCUUCUUGGAGAUGCCUCACAGAGAUGAUGUCUCUUGGAGCACUAUGAUUGUUGGGUUUGCUCAUAAUGGGAGUUUCAGUGAUGCUUUCUCGUAUUUCAGGGAGUUGCAACGAGCGGAGAUGAGACCAAACGAGGUAAGUCUGACUGGAGUUCUUUCUGCAUGUUCACAAUCCAGGGCAUUUGAGUUUGGGAAGACGAUACACGGGUUUGUAGAGAAAUCAGGGUAUAGUUGGAUAAAAUCUUCAGUCCAAACUAAGACAAGCAAUUGGCAGUGGAAGUUCAAGGGAAACUCGAUCGGUAUAUAUUAUGAAGAGCAUGAGAGGGAGAAAAGUGAAUCAGCUAAGAAUAUCCUUAUGAUACCAACAAUAUCAGAUGUUAGCACCGUUGAGGAGUGGAGAUCUGUGGCUAAAGACAUUGUGCAGCGUGAUGGGGAAGUCAACUGGCGAGCAACUAUUGUAGAUUGGCCUGGUCUUGGCUAUUCUGGUAGACCAAAGAUGGAAUACGACACAGAUGUCAUGGAGAAGUUUGUGGUCGACUUCAUGAACUCACCUGAGAGCCCAAUGAGCCAGUCAGGUAAUGAUGAUCUGGUAAUCAUCGGAGGAGGGCAUGCAGCAACACUAGCACUCCGUGCUACCCAACGUGGGCUACUUAAACCAUCAGCCAUUGCUGCUGUCGCACCUACGUGGGCUGGACCCCUGCCUAUUGUCUUUGGUCGUGAUUCUUCCAUGGUAACCAGGUACGGUAUGCUAAGAGGAACUCUAAGAGCACCUGGAGUUGGUUGGAUGAUGUACAACAUGUUGGUGAGCAACGAGAAGUCUAUCGAGUCUCAGUACAAAUCUCAUGUUUAUGCAGACCAGACCAACGUGACCGAUGCCAUAAUCCAAAGCAGAUACGAGUUAACAAAGCAGAAGGGAUCACGCUACGUCCCUGCAGCUUUCUUGACAGGUUUACUCGACCCUGUUUCAUCCCGGGAGGAAUUUCUUCAACUCUUUGCUGAUUUGGAAGGAAAAUUUCCGAUUAUGGUGAUGUCAACGAAAGGAGCUCCAAAGAGAUCUAAAGCUGAAAUGGAAGCAUUAAGAGGAGCCAAAGGAGUUAGCAAAUUCGUGGAGGUUGAAGGUGCACUCUUGCCUCAAGAAGAGUAUCCUUCUCUUGUUGCUCAAGAGCUCUACAACUUCUUGCAAGAGACUUUUACUAAAUGUUAGAUAGAUUAAAAGCUCACGCAUACAGACAGACCCAUAAAAUGUGUGCACACUGCACAGGCGCAUAAUAUUGUUACUUCAUUGUUUGCAGAACUCUACAGUUAAAAAGUGUCUCUAUAUUGCUAAUUUUCUAAGUUUCAUAUAUUUGAAAUUUUGUAUAAGCUAUUCGGGUCUCUUUAAGUUUCGACUAGCAUGGUUUGUUUCCUUUACAGUUCAUAAAGACAUACAAAUAUGAUUUGAGCUAGUAA
Molecule: messenger RNA, 2121 nt
Organism: Camelina sativa (false flax)
Lineage: Eukaryota; Viridiplantae; Streptophyta; Magnoliopsida; Brassicales; Brassicaceae
Cellular component (GO): chloroplast
Source: RefSeq, a predicted model, not a curated record